Messenger RNA from Rattus norvegicus (Norway rat), 13975 nucleotides. Lineage: Eukaryota; Metazoa; Chordata; Mammalia; Rodentia; Muridae. The record is from RefSeq and is a predicted model, not a curated record.
GCUCAGGCUGGCACCAGGCACGGGUGGUUGUGUGCCAGGUGGGACACUGGGGUGGUGACACAGCUGUGUCAUCCCCAGAGUGUAGCUCAGGAGUGGGGUUUCCUUCUUCAGUCUUGUGUUUCUGCAAGCACGUUCAUUAAACCUUUCAUUCUUGUCCCCUGCCCAGUGGAUUUCUGGGUCAAGGCAGCAGGCUUGGCUGUCUGGGUUCUUUGUGGUUUUGGGAGUUAAAAGCCAUAAACUCUCCUUCAUCUGCAUUUCUUCCACACUCCUUCCCUUGUGGUCUUGACUUGGGGCUCCCUAGGGGAUUCUACCCUUUGUAGCUGCCGGAAGUAUGGCUGCCCAUACAGCGUCUCAUUGGGCCAUGGUGUUCUGCUCUGCAGGCCGCUUGCCCCCCUGCCCAUGGCCUGCACGGGUACGGGUCUCCCUCUGCCUCGUUCGAGGGUUUAUUUCAGAGAGUUUUGGAGCCUCUGUUGACACUCUGCCAGGCAAAGUCCUCUGAGGUGUUAAAUGGCCACUGUGUCUGUGCCUCAUGAGGGGGAGAUAGCAUGGGCAGUGUGUCGCCAGUCUCCUGUGGCAGGUUGCUAGAAAUGUAACAACUGAAGCUAUAUACGUUUGUUGCCCUGUGGUACCAGUUUGCAGUUGUGAGGAGGCAGGCUUGCCCAGCAGGGUCAUAGACACUGGAAGGACUCUUUUUCCUGACCCUAGCUUCAGUGCCUGGCAUGCCCUGGGUGUCCGGUGGAGUCUUACAGCUCAGACCACUUGUCUUGUGAACUGUGAUCUGAAGGUGACCCCACGCCUGGAAGGCCUGCAUUUCCUGUCUUCAUGGUCUCCUCACUGCAGACAUUGCCAGUUGUAUUCAGCUCAUGUCUUCCGUGCUCAGCAUGGGACACUUGGGAGGCCGGAGGAAAACCUCUGGGAACAUUUUCUCUCAUCUCUGGGGAAUCUAACAUGGGUUAUCAGGUUUUCAUAGCAGCACCAUUACCCACUGAGCCAUCUGGACAGCCCAGAAGGUUUUAUUUUAAAUUCAGAAUUUGUUUUCAACGUAUAUUAGGCUUCUAGAAUUUAGAGCGGUGUCCUGUAGUGGAGACGGAUGAGGGCAGGGGCAAAGAGUUAAGUUGAUUCUGCCACAGCUUAAUUAAAUUCAUUUCUUCAGUUAACAUGAAUUACACUUAAGUGUGGUUCAUUAAACGUCUGAAAUUCCAAUCCUUAGACUUUCAAUGAAUACCAGGGGGCUGUUCUCUCUCUCUCUCUCUCUCUCUCUCUCUCUCUCUCUCUCUCACACACACACACACACACACACACACACACACACACUCUCCAACCCAGGAGCCUGGGCAUUCACAGCAGUGCUCCUACAGGCGGUGCCCACUCAAGCCCAUCUCAGUUUUCAUCCUCCAGUGGGGCUGUGAAGCCAGACACAGUCCCAUUCCUUCCAUCUCAGUGCUUGGGUUGCAGAGGCAGGAAGAUCGAAAGCUCCAGGUCAGUCUGGGCUACGUAGAUGCUGUCUCACAAAUUGGAGAAAUGUAGGGAGAUGGAUGGGUCAGCAGGUCCAGACGCUGGGAGUUUAGUCCCUGGAACCCACAUGCUGGAAGGAGAGAACUAAUACCACAGGUUGUCACAGGCUCUCCUCGGAGCUCUACAAGCAUGCUUUGACAGUUACACACACACACACACACACACACACACACACACACACACCAAUAAAUAAAAUUAAAUACUUAAUAAAAAGAGAGUUGUGAGAAAGUACCAAGAGGCCUAAGUGUUUGUGAAGGAGAUGUCUACCAUGCAGCCUCCGUCACUUCCCCUCAAAGACAAGAUUAGGUCCUAGCUCCUAAAGUCACCAGUCACCAGCCUCCUUCUGUGAGGCGACCACGAUAACUGUCCCCAUAAAGGAACUGCACUCCAGUCUGUGCCUGUGUCUGUUUUGGGCUUCUAAUCAUCCUCUGGGUUUGUAACACACCCGGGAGUUUGAUUCCCACAGAGGACAAGAUUAGACAUUUUUGGUGUGUGGCUGGGUCAAAGUUAUGGCCCAAUCUAGAUCGACAUGGUCUGGCCCCCCGGUAAUUGUACUCCGGGCUUCAAUAGGAUGGUCCUUGGCUGCCACUCAGAUGGGAGCAGAGCAGUCAGCACAUCAUCAGUGGUUAGAGCGGAAGGACUUAGAGCACAUCUUUGGCGUAUGUGCUCCUGUGCACAGCGCUGAGUGCUGGCAGCUCCGGGGUGGCCCAGUUGAUGUUCUCUAGCUUGAGGAGGAGGCAGCCAGGACUAGGGAAGGUAGGAAAGGAGCCAUUUUAUAGGAGCUAGCCACCGGCUCCCAUUCCCAGCAUGCUCAGUGGGAGACGUCUUAACAGGUAGAUAUGGCAAUCUCUCUGGCUGGUUCAGUAGAAUAGAUGCCACAGAAGCACUUACAGUUGGCAGCAGGUGGGCUCUGUGUGGGCACAGUAGGACCUUUAACUUACCCGGAUGGCUGUGACCUUGGUCACCCGUCUGCCCUCCCCGCACUGAGCAAAAGCCCCCCCCCCCCCACUGGAGCUGGGGACCGAACCCAGGGCCUUGCACUUGCUAGGCAAGCGCUCUACCUCUGAGCUAAAUCCCCAACCCCGCAAAAGCCCUUUUCAUCCCUAGCUCCUGUGAGAUAUAGAGGGAAACCUGGUGUUGUCCUGCCUUGGUGCAAAAGAUUGUUAUUAUUGUCAUCUGUAGUGUUAUCAGUGGCCACUCAGGCCACACCCGCUAGCUAAGCUCCUAGUGAUCUCACCAGGGAAGACAUUCCCAGCCAGGUGGAGCCUGCAAGGGGAACCCCUGGGCUAGGACCAUUUCCUCCCAAGUUCUGCUGACUCAUGGGGCCACAGGGUUUGAGCUUGGGAACAACACUCUGCCUCACUUUGUUUUUUUACAGAUCUGCUUCCUCUCUUUUCUGGUCUAGUUACUUAGAAUUGUUUCACUGUCGUUACAUUGUUUGCUUGUUGCCUGUGUGUGUCUGUGCAGAUGGGAGCACGUGGUGCAACUUGCAUGAAGCAGGCAGAAGGCAAUUUAGAGGAGCCCUUGUCUCCUACCCUGUGGAUCCCAGGGACUGAACUCGGGUCACUGGGCUCAGCAACAGGGGUCUUAACCCUUGAGCCAUCUUUGAGCGAGAUGGGUCAGUAGGGAAAGAUGCUUGUCAAACCUGACAUCUAGGAUGGGUGUGUGUGUGUGUGUGUGUGUGUGUGUGUGUGUGUGUGUGUGUGUGUGUGUAGGUCAGAGGACAAAUUGAAGGAGUCAGUUCUUGCCUUCUGCCAUUGGGCCAUUGGGUUCCAGGGAUCUAACUCAUGUCCUCUGACCUACAGACACACAUACAGACACACGCACACACAUGCACACACAGUGCCAAAAUAAAACAUUGAGAAGGUUAGGACUUGGGAAAAGGAGGAAAUAAAGUUGGACCCUUACCAGAGGAACUCGAGACACAGAUAGCUGUAAGAGUUUUUGGCCUCAGAUCUGACUUCAGGUUUUCUAGUCCUCAAAGUGAAGGAAAAAACAACUGUUGCCUGACUGGUGUUACCAUGGUAAAACCAUCAACCAGAGCACCUGGUGUGAACCUCUGGUCCCAGCUACUCAGGAGUCUGAGACAGGAGAGUCACUUGUUCACCCAUCCAAGAUACCCAACCCCCACGUCCACCCCAACCCCGGGUAACAUAGCAAGACCUAUGUCAAAACAAAAAGCUCAGGCCGGCCAGUUUCUCAGAAGAGCUCUUCCUUUCAAAUACACCUCCAGAUAUCCAGGAGGAGGGAUGAGCAAGCAGGUCGCCUUAGGUGUGUGUCUUGAGUGCCAGUGUCACCUGCCCAUCCUGCCAGUUAACCAGGGUAAUCGCGGUCCUGGGAUGUGAGCGCAGCAGUAGUUGAUGCCAAAGCUACAGCCUCCCCAGAUGUCAUGUGUGGGAUGAUGAGAGGCUUCCUGACUGGCCCCAGAACCCUGCCCCUUACAAUGGGAGGCCCCACUUGGUCAAGUGAGGCUCUCAUUGUCCCAAAAUGUGGAAGAAAAUGACAAGAUUAGUUCUCAGGUGAAUCAGGAAAAGGCCCUUUUAGACCGAGAAGCACCAGGACAGCAUAGCAUCCCGGUCCAGCUUGUGUUCUGGAAAACAUCAAGUGGAAAAGGGGGAGCGGGCAAGCAAGAGGUCACUACCUGACCCAAGGGUUGGAAAGCAAAGCUGUGAAAUAUGCCAGUAAAAACUGACAGUGUGUAUGGUGUGCAUGCCUGUAAUCCCAGCCCCUAGUAGGUGGAGACUGGAAAGUCAAGAGUUCAAGGCCAGCCUGUGCUGUAUGGUGAGGUGAUGUUUCAGAAAACAAAAAGAUGGUCAGGUAGAUGGAUUGGGGUGGAGCACAGCCAUAGAACUAGCUCGAUUCCAGCUGGUUCAAUACCAGUGUGGGUGGGACAUGGAUUCUAAAGUGUGUGUGUUUUUUAAUUUUGAAAUCAUUUCAUGCUUAUAGAAAAGUUAUUUCAGUGAUGUCCUGUAUAGAAGAGACUCCAGCUCCAAAUUGCUCAUUGUGCUUAACCUGUGCUUUCCAUCCGGAACAUUGCACAGCCUUUGACUCCCGUGACCUAGAUACUUUGUAUCCACCAUUCGUUUUGUUGCUUUGUUUGUGUGAGACUGGGCCUCACUAUGUAACCCUGGGACUCCCCAGACAUCCUCCUGCCUCUGCAUCAUGGAUGCUGGAAUUAAUGGUAUACUGAGCUAAGAUCAUCAUUUAGUGAUAUGAUGCCCUUUAAGUGAGUGUGUUAAUAAUUGCUUCUGACUAGAUUUGUGCUGCAGCAUGUGAGAGAGACAGAGCCCUUGGUCCAUGGUUGCUGUACACCCAUGGAGUGGUGUAUCACUUGGUUUCUUUACCACUAGGUGUAUCCUGGGGGAAGGUAUUUUGAGAUUAUGUUAAUAUCUCGCCCUAUGGAGGUACUUCUCAAUCUAGUUGUCUAGUUUAUUUGGUUUGAUAAUGAUGAUAGUUGUUUUUGCUGACUCCAGACUUGCUGUGUAUUGAAGGGUGACUUUGAAUUCUGCUCCUCUUGGUUCCCUCACCCAAGUGCCAGGAUUACAGCUGUGGUGUGCAUCCCCACACCUGGCUUUGCAGAGCAGAGAGCCUCACGGUUGUUCACCCACCAUUCUACCAGCUGAGCUACAUCCGCAGCCUCUGAUGGGUUUGAUUAAAUAUCUGGGAGGGCCUGUGUUUUUCCGUUUCAUGUGUCAGACUUGUUACUUAUGUUGCUAAUGGGGAUCCUUGGUAGAUACAGACAAGGUAACAAUUUGCCACCCAUGGGCGGGGAAACAAAGCUUGGGGCUUUGACCUUGGAGUAGGGACUGACUGUUAGAAUGAAGAACUGUGAAUCUCCGCUAGAGCAGCCACAGAAAGCUUCCUUGAGAAGGCCUGAUUUCAGAUGUCAAGCACCGUGCGGGGAGAUGGGCGAGGAGGCUGUGAAACCUUGAGUGGACGGAGUAGCAGGCUUCUAAGGACCGCAGCAGAGGAUGCCCUGUGGGAUGUGGGAGAUCAUACAUCAGAGUCUGACUCCAAAGUCAGAUGAGCGGAUGGCACGCUUGAGCGAGAGCUUUUUCAUGGUGAAAGGAGCGGCCCUCUUCCUACAGCAGGGAAACAGCCCGCAGGGCCAGCGGAGUCUUCAGCACCCUCACAAGCAUGCAGGUGACCUGCCUCAGCACCUGCAAGUGAUGAUCAACCUCCUGCGCUGUGAAGACAGAAUCAAACUGGCCGUGCGCCUAGAGAGCGUCUGGACUGACCGUGUCCGCUACAUGGUUGUGGUGUACACCAGCGGGCGCCAGGACACCGAGGAGAACAUCUUGCUGGGAGUUGACUUUUCCAGUAAGGAGAGCAAAAGCUGUACAAUCGGGAUGGUCCUUCGACUGUGGAGCGACACCAAGAUCCACCUUGAUGGGGACGGGGGGUUCAGUGUGAGCACGGCGGGCAGGAUGCACAUAUUCAAGCCGGUGUCUGUCCAGGCCAUGUGGUCUGCCUUGCAAGUGCUUCACAAGGCCUGUGAAGUGGCUCGGAGACAUAACUACUUCCCGGGGGGAGUGGCACUCAUCUGGGCCACCUACUAUGAGAGCUGCAUCAGCUCGGAGCAGAGCUGCAUCAAUGAAUGGAACGCCAUGCAGGACCUGGAGUCCACGAGGCCCGACUCCCCCGCGCUGUUCGUGGACAAGCCGACAGAAGGAGAAAGAACUGAGCGUCUCAUUAAAGCCAAACUCCGGAGUAUCAUGAUGAGCCAGGACCUUGAGAAUGUGACUUCUAAGGAAAUCCGAAAUGAGCUGGAGAAGCAAAUGAACUGCAACCUGAAAGAGUUCAAGGAGUUCAUCGAUAACGAGAUGCUGCUCAUCUUGGGCCAGAUGGACAAGCCCUCCCUUAUCUUUGACCAUCUUUAUCUUGGCUCCGAGUGGAAUGCAUCCAAUCUGGAGGAGCUGCAGGGCUCAGGGGUCGACUACAUUUUAAAUGUCACUAGAGAAAUCGACAAUUUUUUCCCUGGCCUGUUUGCAUACCAUAACAUCCGAGUAUAUGACGAGGAGACCACGGACCUUCUUGCCCACUGGAAUGAGGCCUAUCAGUUCAUAAACAAAGCGAAAAGGAACCAUUCCAAGUGCCUGGUCCAUUGCAAGAUGGGCGUGAGCCGGUCUGCAUCCACGGUCAUAGCGUACGCCAUGAAGGAGUUUGGCUGGCCCCUGGAGAAAGCGUUUAACUAUGUGAAACAGAAGCGCAGCAUCACGCGGCCCAACGCAGGCUUUAUGAGGCAGCUGUCGGAGUAUGAAGGUAUCCUGGAUGCAAGCAAACAGCGACAUAACAAACUGUGGCGCCAGCAGCCGGCAGAUGACACCAUAGCAGAGCCCAGUGAGUUCUUGCCAGAGACCUUGGAUGGCGCCCUGGAUACUCAGCUGCCCUGUUUGGAAGAUGCCACCCACCCCGGGCUCCCGAGAAGCCUGCCCUCGGGAGGACCCUCUCUCCCCUGUUGUUUCCGAAGACUCUCGGACCCCCUCCUCCUUCCCCACCGUGAUGGUGCGGGUGGCCUGGUCCACUUAGAAGACCUUGAGAGGGAUGCUCUGUUAGAGGAUGAGGCUCAGCCAGUGGAGGUGCGCAAGCUGGUCCCGAGUUCCCAGGAAGGUGACAGGCUGUGUGAAAAGGAUGUAAAGAGGAAACUGGAGUUUGGGAGCCCCAAAGCCCGCAGCGGCUCCUUGCCUCAGGUGGAGGAGCUGGAGAAGGAUGGCAGCCCAAGACCGGGGAGGUGGAGGCGGGCCUCCACGCAGCUGGAGAGAGGUUUGCUUGACCAGGAAAACCUAAAUAACAACAACAGCAAGAGGAGCUGUCCCGAUGACUUUGAGCGUGAUGCGGUGUUUGGGAUCCUCAGCAAAGUGAAGCCUCCCUAUACAUCCUGUGCCGACUGCAUGUACCCAGCAGCUGGGGCUCCUGAGGCCUUCAUGGAGCGGCAUGAAGACCCCAGCUCCUCUGCCAUCUGCACCCAGCCGACCUUCCUCCCCCACGUCACGUCUUCCCCAAUGGCCCACACGAGCAAUAGGUCCCGAGCUCCGGAGAGGCCAACCUCAGGUCCAGCUAACACCUCUCCAUUCCUACUACCAGCGGGCUCCAGGAAGCCAGAUGUCAGUGGUUCUGGAGCCGGGGUUGCCCCGGAACCACCAGCAAGCCUUCCAGAGCCUUCCAGAGAGACCUCGAAAGCCCUUCAGAAAUCUCUCCUGUCGAAGAAUUCCCACUGUGAUAAGAACGCAGCCAAUACGGAGGCGGCGGCAAAGGAAGAACUGUCGACCAAGAAAGAUCCGAAGCCCUCAAAGGACCUGAGGCUCCUGUUCAGUCAAGAGGGGGAGAAGCCGACCGCCAAUAGCUACCUGAUGCAACAUCAGGAGUCCAUUAUCCAGUUGCAGAAGGCAGGCCUGGUCCGAAAGCACACCAAAGAGCUGGAGAGGUUGAAGAGCCUGCCUUCAGACUCACCAUCUACUUGCCGGGACAGUGCCGCCAGCAGGCUGGAGGCCAGCAUCCCCGAGGAGGGUCAGGAGCCUGCACACCCAGCCCUAGACAGCCAAGCUGGAACUGAAGAGAAGCCUGUGGGCGGAGCCUCACAGAAGAGCCCUCCGCCUACCCUCCUCCUCCGCCUAGAUCACACCAGUAAAGACUUCUCUAAAGACUUCCUGAAGUCCGCGUGCUACACUCCCACCCCCUCCUCCAUCAGCUCCAACCUGACCCGGAGCUCCAGCAGCGACAGCAUCCACAGUGUCCGAGGGAAGCCAGGGCUGGUGAAGCAGCGGGCGCAGGAGAUCGAGACGCGGCUCCGCCUGGCCGGUCUCACUGUGUCCUCCCCACUGAAACGUUCCCAUUCCCUCGCCAAGCUGGGAAGUCUCAACUUCUCCACGGAGGACCUGUCCAGUGAGGCUGACACGUCAACCAUCGCCGACUCACAGGAUGCCAAGUGCACUCUCUCUUCCUUCUUGCCCGAACCCCAGGCCGCACCUAGGAACCCCUCUGCGACCUCCAAACCAUCAGGGAAAUCCGCCCCAGAGAACUUGAAAAUCCCAGUGAGGGUGAACAAAAGCUGACUAGCUUCCAGCUCUGCGAGGUCUUCAUAAUGUCUUGAUCCGCUCUCGUGUCUUGAUUUGUGUUAACGACUUCAGCCUUCUGAGCUUUCCCCACCUAGAGCCUGUGAGGGGGAACACCCAGGGGUGGGGCCUGGGCAACCCGGGAACUGUCAGCCCGGAGUACCGUUCAGAUGCAUACACACAGGCUGGGGCUUUGUCUCAGUUGUUGAGAGUGUGUACCUGACACGCGCCAAGCCCUCGGUUUGAUUCCCCAGCAGCCCAUAAAACCAGACAAGGCUGCAUACACCCACAUCCCAACACUGGAGGUGGAAGCAGAAGGAUUAGAAGUUCAAAGUCAUCUUCAGCUACUUGGUGAGUUUUAGGCCAGCCUGGCAGAGAGAGUGAGAGAAAAAAAAAACAAAAAAAACUAUGUGUGUACAUACAAAAUACUCAGUUUGCAACGAGUAAAGGAGCCACAGUGGUGAGGUCCCCGCUGCCCAUGUUCCCGGCUCAAUCCGGUCCUCGAGGGAGAAUCCUCCGAGGACAACACAAGGCCUACCUCUCCGCUCACUGUGCAUUUCAUUUAUAAAAUAGUAAUGACCGAGGCUCGAUCCGAGGAACAAUGCUGUGUCCAGAAGGGUUUUUCCAAGAGAAUUGUGGGGGGUUUUGGGUUUGGUUUGUUUUAUUCUUUUGAGGGUGGUGACCCGCAGAAGCAUCAAGACUUUGAACCUGACUAUCCCAAGAACAGUGAGGCAAUAUCAUCAGAGGAAGGCACUUAGUGGCAGCGCCCGUUUAACAGUCCUGGUGCCCAUGGGCGGAGGCAGGGGGGUCCUCAGCUGCUGGCUUCAAGCUUACGUCACCCAAUCACAGAGAAGGGCACUGCUGAAGGGCACUGCUGAGCCUUGUCUGCUGCUAACAAGGCAUCCUGUUUGGAAUUCAGACCACCUCCGGACCUCAGGACAUGAGGUCGUGGAUCUGGGAUGUGGUUCAUCCCGCUGAGACACUGUGACCCCCACCCCCAACCCCACCCCCACUUCCACCCAAGGCUCUCAUUCAGUGCCAUCUCCACAUUUGUUGAAAGGAAAGGCAGGUCAGCAACGGGUACUUUCUUACAAGCUGCUCCCCAGGAGUCACUCUGAGAGGAGAGAGUCUGUUAAAAAAAGCUUCACAGAUGUUUAUGAAGUGUCCCUUCUCAUGGGGAGAAUAGAAUACUGCUUCCUUGUCUCCAGCUUGCCAUGCUGUAACGAUGGGGCAGAGGAGGCUUGGCCACAGCACAGGUAUGAGUGCAGGUUAGCUCAAUGAAGCAGGGGGCCUGGGUUCUGUGUUCAAAUCAUGGGCCUCUCCUGGUGCCCAUCGUGAAAAGGGACAAGCAGCGAGGCCGACCGACCAGCAGAAAGCCUUGACUUGGUGUUCGGCAAAUGGUGGCGCACAGCCCUGUGACAUCACCUGGGCUCUGUUGGUGGUUUUGGGUUUUGGUUUGGUUUGGUGUUUUGAGAUAGGGUUUCUCUGUAGACCAGGCUGGCCUCAAACUCAGAGAUCUGCCUGCCUCUACCUCCCUAGUGCUGGGAUUAACAGUGUGUGCGAACACUGGCUGGCUGGCUGCCUUCCUUCCUUCCUUCCCUUCUUCCUUUUCUUCCUCUUCUUCUUCUUCCUCUUCCCUUCCUUCCUUCCUUCCUUCCUUCCUUCCUUCCUUCCUUCCUUCCUUCUUAAUUUGAGACAAGGUCUCUCUGCAGUACCCUCUGCUGCCUUGGAACUUUCUCUGGAGACCCGGUAGGCCUCGAACUCAGCAGAGACCCAUCUGCCUCUGCCUCUCAAGGGUUUGGCUUUUGUUUUUAUUUUUGAGGUAGCCUCUCACCCUGUAGUUCAAGCUGGCCUCAAACUCACAGCAAUCCUCCUGCCUCAGCCUCCCAAAUGCUGGUUUGAUCACAGGUGUCAUCCCUUCGUGCCCCCAGGCUUAGUUGUAACAUUUUUAAGGGUAAACGGUCUAGACUUGUGAUCCUACCCUCAGGAGGCCGAGGCAGGUCCAUCGUGAGUUAAAGGGCAGUCGGGGCCACAGAGUGCGAUUCUACCUCAGAAGUGGUAAAUAACCUUGCCACCAGAAGAUGGCAUUACCUGCUUCAGAUGUCUUCUCUGCGAGCCCCGGUAGAAAGCUUGCUGACUGUUUUUUUGCGAUGCCCCAGGGCUGCUUGUAACAUGGCAGGAAGACAGGGGACAUAUUUGAAGGCUGCCUUUGCUCCUUGGAUAUCUCAGACCAAACCCUUCCCGCCUACACUUCAGACUUGCCAGCUGUCCUUUUACCUCUUGAGCAGACGGAGUCCUUGUGGAGGUGACCACAGCUCCAUCCUGCGGUUGGCUGGUUCAGCCAGACAGUUCCGUGAGACCACAACAUCUUUAAGGAUACGGUGUGUUCUGGAAGUACACGGAUGGGGGCCUCCACCGCACUGGUUAGAACGGAGUCUCAAAACGGCCAUCCUGGUGAACGCCCAAGUGUCUCUAGGAUCUAGGCCAGUUCUCUUUUCAUUCCUCUGGGGGUCUUUGUGAGCUCUGUCUCAGAACUCUUCUACCUGGCGUGACUUUUUUUUUUUUUUUAAUACAUGUGCGUUAUUUUACAGGGCUUUAUUUUCCCACUACUGUCAAUGGCAGUCACCUUAAAAAGCGAUCAUCCACUUUUUCCUGAAACCCUGUGGGUUUCUUCUAUUCUCCCCUCGGCCAACAAAAGCAAAAAAAAAAAAAAAAAAGGCCAAGUUAAUAUAUGUCGCCAAGUUCAAUUUCACAUGGUGGGUCAAUUUUUGUGUCAAAAUAAUUCCCUAGAUUUGGUAAUGAUAGGCUUCCGCUGCGUUUUUUAAUCCCAUCUGUAAGAGCGGCAGGAUUUUUGAAAACCCUCAUUUUGAAAAGCCGUAAUUUCUGUUCAAAGAGUCAGGACAGGAGGAGGGCAAACUGGAGGAGGUCUCUGGAUGCUGGCAGACUGCCUGCACCUGUCUUAGAAGAACUGGCGCACCCAGCAACCUCCCCAUCCUUAGAACCGAAUCCCUGGAGUCAUGGUUUCCACUCCUCCUGGAAGGUUGGCUCUGUCUGUCAACACGGAUCGGCCUUUAACCAGAAAGGCUUCCGUGAAACUAUCCCCUCGCUAAGCUAAGGCGUACCUCAGCAGCGGCAUCAGCUCCCGUAUUGUCUCAGGAAAAGUUUGUUCCAGCCAGGCUCGGUUGGUCGCAUACACUUGUGAUGGGGAGGCCAUUGGAUCCCUGGGUUCAAGGCUGUGUAGAACCUUGACCUCCACCCCCCACCCCUCCCCCGAAAAUGUUAGCUCUGUGAGCUGCUCUAUGCCUGGCUAGUUUAGCUGUGUGUGUGUGUAACCUUAGCAAACAAAGGUACAGGGACUUAGGCAGCGUUGAGCCACCAGUUUCGAUGGCUGCCAAUUUCACCGAAUGUCCUUGUUGAAAGAAGAGCCUUCUGCUCUGAUUGAUGGUCCGGGAACUUGGCUGCUCUUCCUCGCUCUCACUCGCCUGCACUUCCAUAGCUUCCCAAAAGCCUGAGCCAUGUGGUGGCCUUGUAUGUCCACACAGAAGGCUUCCUGACGUGUAAGGGAGAUGGGUACUGGGCAGGGGGGUGGGGUGGGGGGAGUCUGGAUGCCCGAUUGCGUGAACUAAGAGCAAGGUGUCUUUCUCAAAUCCCCCACCCCUCGUUCUCAGUACGGAAGCCCUGCUGGCCACAUGCAGUUCAUCCCCGUGGCUCUCACGGGUUCCCAGAUGGCUGCACUGCUCUGCUCCCAUUGCUAUAGCUGAAGAUCCGACCCAGCAUCCUCUGCCCGAGAAAAGCCCGGAGGGUGCCUCAGGAUGGAACCAAGAGAGAUUAGAUGUUGACAGCCGCCCUGUACUUUUGGGCACCAAUCUCAGGGACCACCCCGGAAGGCUCUCGAAUCUCCUGCUCUUCGGGGACCAUUUCUCCUUAGCAAGGACGAGAACACAAGAGACAUCACACAUCACCGCCCCUUAAAAGAGUUACCUUCUACACGCUGGCAGUUACUGGUGUGAGAAUUCAUUUCCAACCCCAGUGGGUUGGCUGAUGCUCAGCGGCACACCUAACGAAUGCCUUCAGGGUAACCCGUGUACCUAGGGUCCCUUGCCCGACCCUAGCUGUGCAAUCCAGCAGGACCAGGGAGACUCUCGCUCUUCCCCACAUUGGUUGCAAUGUCACUGCUGAUGAGGGAAACUCUCCUUCCCACCCUAAAGGCUAGGUUCCUGCUGACCGUAAGGGCAGAUGAAGGUCAUUGGUGUUCCCCUACCCAAAGCCCCUUGGUUUUGUUACUAUGGAGGUGUGAGAGUCCACUGUGUAUGGACAUAUGCAUAUAAGUAUUUGCAUAUGCGCUGUGUGUAUGUGCGUAUGCCUUGUGUAUGCAUUAUACAUACUAUACUUAAAAGUGUAUUCUACUCGAUCAAACCUGGUGUAUGCUGUUCCUCACACACUGUGGGUCCUCCAGCUUUGCAGGGAAGUCGCCCUGGACCCAUCUGCAGUGCUGCCACCAGGGGCCAUCUGGAGAAGGGUUGACUACCCCGUUCCCUUUUGCAGUAGACACCACAGUCCCUCCUUCAGUCCCUGUCUUAGACACACAGCCUCUGCCGCCCUGGCCCCUUGGCCUCGCUGCAUGAGAAGACAGCUGCUUCCUCCUCUACCCCGUAAUUAUUCUUUUACAACUGAGUGCCUUAAUAAUCGUUUACAAAUACUGUGUAUUUAUGCGCAGCCGUUCAGCUCUCAUCUUUCGUGGCUGGGUACUUCGGUCCCGGUGGUUAAGAUUAGCACCUGAGCUCGUCCCUACCCCCCAUCCACGUGUGUCACUCUGCUAUGCAGUUGACAUCCUGGGUCCUGACUACUCCACCCAGCCUGCUGAAUCCCCACAGGCUAUGCGGACAUCGGCAAACCCCGAAAACCUGAGGUAGGUAGUGAAGGACGAGAUUUGGUUUGCCAGGCAGCCGAGAGGUGGUGCAGGCCCAGCGUUCCCUGAACCACAGCCCAAGACCACACCACCUGAACCUCUCAAGGUCGCCCUCUAGUUUACAGAGGCUUGCCAACGCCUACCCUCCACCCCUUCACACUCCCUCCUCUUCUGCCUGUGUCCUGAGCUCCUUGCUACAUGGGUACAGCUCACUCCAGAGGAGGAGUGGCACCAGACCGCAUCCUUCACCUUUCAAACGCCCGCAGCCACCACCGUGCCGGAUUCCUUCGUCACAUUACAACUUCGAUGGUUUUUUUUUUUAUUGUAUUGUUUUUCUUGUUUUUUAUAUUAUAUAUUUAAGAGGCAGUAUCUUUUGUACUGUGAAUUUUCAGUAGAAGAGGCAUAGUGCACUUUUUUUUUUUUACUUCUGUUGGUGUGUACUGUACAUAAUAGUCUGCGUGCUUCUCGUGAUGAGAAUAAACACUUCCUUUAUACAUGU